AUGAGCAUUCAGCUGAAAGGCUUGUCCCACCAGAAGUUCCCUGAAUAAGUCAAACAGAUGCUACACAUCCUCAGUCUGGAGGACAAGAGGGACUCCCUGUGCAAGUUCCUGAGCAGGAGGGUGAGCAUGGGCAUCGCCCUAAUAGCGGGCUCUAAGGUGCUGAUGCUGGAUGAGCCCACCUCGGGCAUGGACGCCAUCUCCAGGAGGGCCAUCUGGGACCUUCUUCAGCAGCUAAGUGACCACACCAUCCUGCUGACCACCCACUUCAUGGAUAAGGCUGGCCUGCUCGGGGACCGCAUCACCGUUAUGGCCAAGGGGCAUCUGCAGUGCUGCAGGUCUUCAUUGUCUCUAAAACAGAAAUACAGUGCAGGCUAUUAUAUAACUUUAGUGAAAAAACCUGAUUGUAACACAAAGGCAAUUUUUCACCUAACUCAUCUUCACAUACCAAAUGCAAUUUUCCAGUCCAGUACUGGAGAAUUAACAUUUAUACUUCCUAAAGAAAGUGUGCACAGAUUUGAAUCUCUAUUUACUGACUCGGAACUGAUGCAGGUAGAGCUGGGCAUCUCCAGCUUCAGGGCCUCUGUUACCACUAUGGAAGACGUCUUCAUUCGGGUUAAUACAUUGGUAGAUUCCAGUACAGAUAUCCAUGCCAUCAAGUUUCCCUCUGUCCAUUCUCACCCCCUGGUUAGCAGAGUUCCUGUUAACAGAAUUAAACGUCUUCAUUCAAGAAUCUUCUCAAUACAGUCUGGCCUGCCAAUCCACCCAAACGCUGGGCUCAGUCUUCUCUGCCAAAAGUUUUAUGUCAUGCUCCUGAAAAGGGUUACAUAUUCUUGGCACAACUGGAUAAUGAUGCUGUCAGUACAGACCCGGGUGCCUCUGGCGAUCCCUGUAGUCAGCAUCACAUCCCUCCGCUUCAGAACAAGCAUGGCAAAUGUCCCAUUGAAAUUAGUUCUAAAAACAUUUGGCCAAACUAUUGUUCCAUUCUUCAUUUCUCUGACUUCCAGGAUGGGUCCUAAGCUUUCAGAACAUUUUAUGGAUAUACUUGUGGCUGAGGAACAGAGACUGAAGGGACUAGACAGAAGUGGUGUUUUGUACUACGGUGAAGAAACCUUUAUACACCAGGAAAACAUCCCUGCUGUUGUCUUGGUGCUCAUGCUCUGCGGCUUGGCUGUCAUCUCCUUUGUCUGCCUGACCAGCUUCUGCUUUGACAACGCGGGUAGUGCGUGUGUGAAGCUCGUCAUAGCGCUCACGUGCUUGAGCGCUGGACCCUUUAUUCUUGUCUCAGUCACAAGUGGAAAAGAGCUAGGCUACACAACAGUCUCAGAGUCCUUGGGUCACACAUUCCUACUGCUGCCAGGCCACUGCCUGGGGAUGGCUUUCUCCAACUUAUAUUAAUUUAAACUACAAAAGUUUUGCAUUGCCAAGAACCCAAACCAGACUGAGUAUGAUCAAGUUUCAAAGGGGUAUACGAUUCAAAAGGACACGUAUGCCUGGGGGUCUCUAGGAACGGGGAAGCGUCUGACAGCACUUGCCAUCUCAGGACCUGUGUGCCUCCUCCUGCUCUUCCUCACUGAUACCCGUGUCUUGUGGCAACUGAAAGUCAGGUUUUCCAGCUUCUACGGGAAACAAAAAUUAGUGAUGUUAGUGCCUGGAGCCCAAGAUGUGGAAGAGGACGCAAAAAAGAGCGAGACUAAUUUGGAAAAGUGAUGUGAGGAAAACCCACUGGUUCUUAAAGAAGUGUCGAAGGUCUACGACAAGAAGGUGUCCCCACUGGCUGUGAAUAAGAUCUCCUUCACUGUCCAGGCAGAGGAAUGCUUUGGCCUUCUUGGCUUCAAUGGAGCUGGGAAAAAGUCCAUUUUUAAAUUACUGACUAGGGAACAGCCUGUCACCUCUGGGGAUGCCUUUGUCAAGGGCCUCAGCAUUAGCUCUGACUUGGGCAAGGUGCAGAAGUGGGUUGGCUACUGCCCCCAGUUUGAUGCCCUGUUGGACCACAUGGCAGGCCGGGAGACACUGGUCACAUACACCCGGCUCCAGGGCAUCCCUGAGCACCACAUCAGUGCCUGUGUGGACCAAAUUCUUGAUGACUUACUCAUGAACACAAACUCAGACCAGCUGGUGAGGACACACAGCAGUGGCAAUAAGCAGAAGAUAAGCACUGACAUUGCCCUGAUUAGGGAGCCUCCAGCCACCUUCCUGGAUGAGCCAUCCACUGGCAUGGACCCCGUGGCCCAGCAUCUUCUUCGGGGUACUGUGGUGAGAGUCUGCGGGGCCGGCAAGACCAGCAUCAUCACCUCCCAUACAUAGACGGACUGUGAGGCCUUGUGCACCCGGCUGGCCAUCAUGGUGCAGGGUCAGUUCAAGUGCCUGGGCAGCCCGCAGCACCUCAAGAGCAAGUUUGGCAGCGGCUACUCCUUGCGGGCCAAGGUCAGGAGCAAUGGGCAGCAGGGGGCGCUGCAUGAAUUCAAGGCAUUUGUGGACCUGACCUUCCCAGGUGUCGUCCUGGAAGAUGAGCACUAAGGGAUGGUCCAUUACCACCUGUCUGGAGAUGACCUCAGCUGGGCAAAGGUAUUUGGCACUCUGGAGCAAAACAAGAGGAAGUACAUGAUACAUGACUAUUCAGUCAACCAGGUCUCCCUGGAGGACAUCUUCCUGAGCUUCACCUGCCCUGGGUCCCCCAACCGAGUGAAAAACAAGGAAAGGCAGCCAGGUGUGAGAACUACAGAACCCAAGGCCUGUGUGCUCCAGACCAUUGUCCUGUCUAGCCUGUGA
Molecule: messenger RNA, 2769 nt
Organism: Pteronotus mesoamericanus
Lineage: Eukaryota; Metazoa; Chordata; Mammalia; Chiroptera; Mormoopidae
Product: ATP-binding cassette sub-family A member 17-like
Biological process (GO): transmembrane transport; lipid transport
Cellular component (GO): membrane; intracellular membrane-bounded organelle
Molecular function (GO): lipid carrier activity; ATP binding; ABC-type transporter activity
Source: RefSeq, a predicted model, not a curated record